UGCACGCGAAUUUAUCGUCGGUUCUCUCUUCCCGACGAUCGCGCGAACGCGAUAAAUUGGCAGACGGAGGAUCGUCCGAUGCCGCGUUUUCCUCGCGCUCUCCCGCGGCCGUUGAGACAUAUGUUGCAAUUGUGCAAACAUGAUCCAUUUUGUGUGCACACAGGACUAGCUUUUCCUGCGCCGCUCAGCGCGGCGAACUUUCUCGUUUAUUUUCAAUCGCGAUCGGAGGAUUGGGUUCUGGUUCUCCGGAUCCACAAUGUUUCCUUUCUUUUUUUCCCCCCUUCGUCGCCGAGUCGGUUAAGCUGAAUCGGUUAGAUGUGGAUCAAUGUCGUGCGUAAAAGUUUAAGCAAGAUACUGGGAGCAGGCUGUGUGUCACUUUAAGGCCGUGUCACUUUAAGGCUUCACCAACACAGCAACAUGGCUACUUAUGGCUGUGAUGCAAAACUUGAUGAUACACAUCAUAGAUAUUUCCUAAUACAGGGGAGUGGAAAUGGCGCAUUUUUGUUGUUUAUCCAGACUUGUCAAACGUGUUGCCUCGAGUGUAUUCUCGUUUGAUCGUUUGAUCGCAAAUGAUGGAUUAGAGUUAUUAAAGGAAUCACGUGAAACUCGUGAACCAGCCCAUCAUGCAAGACGUCCCAUGAACGCAUUUCUGAUUUUUUGUAAGAGGCAUCGUGGCUCAGUGCGAUCUGGCUUUCCACAUUUGGAGAAUAGAGCAGUCACCAGAGUUUUGGGUGAAUGGUGGGCAACCCUUCAUCCUGAUCAGAAGCGUUCUUACACGAAUCUUGCACAGGAAUACAAGGAUGCAUUUCUUAAUGCAAAUCCAGACUUCAAGUGGUACAAAUUACCAGCACCUCCACUGCGUACUUUGAAUACUAGGCCUACUAACAAGAAGCAAGAGUCAAGUAGCGGUGCGCAAUCCACGGAUAGUGUCAAAUCUGAAUACGAGUCUUCCGAUUGUACAAAGAUAGAUAGACGGGAUGGACAAUCAAUUCAACCAGGCAAAUUAGCAGAUGAAUCACAGAUUGGUGGACUCAGUUCUCUUUUUACUCCUCAAAAGACAGAGUCGUCUGAGGAACAAGUCAUAAUUAAUGGUAUCACAGAAAAUGAUGUUCCGAAACCACCUAAAAAAAGAUAUACAGAAUCACCUUUUCAAGGUGAUCAAAAAAAAGAUUGCAAGGUAGAUUUGUUUGGCGAUAAGAAAAAGAAAAGAGCUGAGUCAAACAACAACGAACAGCAUGAAACGAUUAUAGAGGAUGAAAAACAUACAAUAAACUCUUUUAUGACAACACAUAUGCAGCCAGAAGAAAAUAAUUUCCGUAGUGAAAGAACAUGUAAAGGUUUACGUUAUCAGAAAUUUCUUGCUGAGCAGAAUAUCGGUCCCUCAGGUCAACAAGGUAAACGAAGACGAACAGCUGGAAAUGGACCUGAUGAACGUUCAAAUGAAAGAAGAAACUCGAUUUCUUCAAAUGUUAGUGAAAAAACAGAUUCCUUAAGCAGCGAAGGAGGAAAUAGUUCUCGUGGAGAUUUGGAACAUCUUGUAGAGAGCGCUGAAGGAAAAAUGGAAGCUUCUAAACCUGAAGAUACAGAAACUGAAGGAGCCGAAGAUCAAGUGGAUUAUGGACCAUGGACAACACGUAAAAGAUUUCGAGCUGAAUAUUUUUAUAGAGAUUUCAAUUUGGAAAAGAAGAUCGAGGCAUUACCAUCUUUGAGUUUAGAAGAAUUUCAAGAAAAGAAGAAACAACAACGCACGAAAAAAAAGAAAAUAUUGCAAAAAUUCAAUUCUUCAGUUAACAAAAAACAUCAAAAUAAUUUAUCUUCUGGUGGUCAAACAAGUGAUCAAACUCAAAAAGUUAGUACAAUAAAUGAGAAUUGCGAAGAAUUAGAGAAAGCUCAUCUCGUUGGAAGUCAAAAACGAAAAGCACGAAAACAAAGCAUCACGCGAAAUGCUGCGGCAAUAAAUUCCACCAAACAUUCUGAGGAUCAAGAACCAAAUAAAUCUUGGUGUGCAUCUCCAGAUCUUGAAGCUCUAGCGUGUCUUGCAACGGUUGCCGCCAAUAGAACAAAACUUACCAAAAAUAACGCUUAAUUGUGUAAAGUCGCACUAUAAGAAACCAAAACUUUAUUAAGUUUUCUCUAUGCAGUUUCCUAUCAUCGGAACUAUUAAAACAUACUUUCUCAAGUGCUGUUAUAAACGAUACUGUUAUUGUAUCGGUAAUAUAACGAUUAUUGUUAAUAUCUUUAUUGUUAAUCUUUACUAUUACAAUAUUAAUAUUACGACUGCUAUAUUAACCGUAGAUUAUUCCAUUAUUCAGUGUAAGGGAUAUGUUUUUUUUUUUUUUUAUUUGGAAUAAUAGGUUUAUU
Molecule: messenger RNA, 2361 nt
Organism: Pogonomyrmex barbatus (red harvester ant)
Lineage: Eukaryota; Metazoa; Arthropoda; Insecta; Hymenoptera; Formicidae
Gene: bbx
Product: bobby sox
Biological process (GO): regulation of transcription by RNA polymerase II
Cellular component (GO): nucleus
Molecular function (GO): DNA-binding transcription factor activity, RNA polymerase II-specific; RNA polymerase II transcription regulatory region sequence-specific DNA binding
Source: RefSeq, a predicted model, not a curated record